This is a messenger RNA of Triticum aestivum (bread wheat), 627 nucleotides long. RefSeq lists its product as uncharacterized. The record is from RefSeq and is a predicted model, not a curated record. The transcript has 3 exons. The coding region runs from base 81 to 476 and encodes 131 amino acids. Lineage: Eukaryota; Viridiplantae; Streptophyta; Magnoliopsida; Poales; Poaceae.
UCGGCAAACCAUAGCAACCCCACUCUCCCCCUCUCGCCCCAGAUCCUCCUUCCCACACACAGCCGAACGCCCUUGCCGCCAUGGUCUCUGUCGAUCCCGCGGUCACCGAGCCCCGUUCGCCUCCUCGACGUGCCCACCGGCUUCCUCGUCGUCGUCCACAUCGCUUACGCAAUCGGGGUCGAGCCGAGCGCCUCUCCUCCGACCGGAACACGCUCGUCUUCAACUCGGAACGUCACCGUUCGUCUUCGACUCCGACGCCGUGGAGCCCUCCCCGAGCCCACUUAGCACCUCUACAGGCUCGGAACCCCGAGACUGCUGUUGGUACCCUUGUGAUUGACUACAUCGAUGACGACCCCUCCUUGCCAGAGCAACCAGACGAUGGAGUCCAGGAGCCAGACGCCACCAUUGACGACGAGUCCUACUACUCUCGAGGUGCCUACUACUACGUGCAGGCUGCUGACAACGACCAGGAGUAGUUUAGGAGGAUCCCAGGCAGGAGGCCUGCACCUCUUUCGAUAUGUAUCCCAGUUUGUGCUAGCCUUCUUAAGGCAAACUUGUUUAACUUAUGUCUGUACACAGAUAUUGUUGCUUCCGCUGACUCGUCUAUGAUCGAGCUCUUGUAUUCAA